AACUCUUGAGUCCAUACUUCUUCUUAGUUCAGUGGUCUAUGGUUUAAUUUCUUAAUCCCAAUCUUUCUGCAUUUUUUUCAAUAUAUGUAAAUAGAAUAGUUACUCAAAUAUAAAGGGUCCCGGGGCCGUCGGUCAUCGGGACAAACGUUUCUUCGGUUUCUCGACGAAAACUGACGUCUGAAAAUUAUCUCUCGCUGCGCAAACCAAGGUAUGUUUCGGAUACCAAAGCCUACGAUGCCUGCAUCCACUGCAACGACAAUUCCGAAACGUCCCAAACAGACUCAAAGUUGCCUCUAUGCGUCCUACGAAUGUACGCAGUCUUGUCUAGAAGGUUAUUCAUAUUGCGCUAAGCACAUCCUGGAGGAUUCUAGUGCACCUUACAAACAAUGUGCAUUUGUAUAUAACACUAAUGGAAGAAAGUGUCAGAAUCCAGCUCCAAAAUUGGACAGAAGAGAUGUUUCCUAUUGCGGUGAACAUUCUAGAAAAGCACAAAUUGCUCGGAUUAAAUCGACAUCAAGGCGUUCCCUGCCAGAAACACCUGAGAUGUUGCUACUUAAUUUAAGCCAUUAUGUCAAGUCUGUCAAUUCCAGUGCUGAAGAUACAGAAGAGGAAAAACGAAAAGUGAAAGCUUUAGAUCCUUUCACCGAAGUUGAUGCUUACAAAAUAAAUGCAAGUGGAAGUGACAUCUUAGAUUAUGCCAGUUCCUCAGAAAGUGACGUAGAACCUACAGUUGUCACUGAUACCUUGAGAGCUUAUCUCGAUGACAGUGACAAUGAGAGUUUACAUAGUCCACAAGAGGACCCUCUUAAUAUCAAUUUUUUAAGGCAUGCUGGCAUCUUUACUGCAGAAGAAGUAAUUUAUAUCGCGAGAGAAAAAUUGAUUAGGCUUCAGUCUCUUUAUAUCGAUCAAUUUAGAAGGCUUCAGUAUGUACUAAAGGAGAAAAGACGAAAAUAUUUGCUCGGUCUGAAGAAGGAAAAGGAAACAUUAUGUAGUAUACACAGUCAAAAGAAAGAAACUGCAAAAGAGAAAAAGCUUUAUGAGAAACUGAAGGCUUUAAAUCGCUAUCACAGACGAAGCGGUGUUGAAGCGAUACUUUAUAGGAAGUCAUUGGAACGUCGAGCACAGGUAACUGAACCUAUUCAAAAACCGCCCAAUGUAUCCAAAUGCGUAUUCACCGAAGGUGGUGUAAAAUGUGGCGAAAGAACGCUUCCGUCGGCUAAGCACUGUCGUAAACAUAUCCUGAAGGAUCAACAUCAAGUUUUAUUUAAAGCGUGCGGAGCGGUGCGAGCGGACAUCGAGUGUCACGAACCUGUGCCAGUGAUCUUCGAUUCCAACUGCGUAUUUCACAUGAACUUGCCGUCACCGUGCAAGCUGGAGCCUAUGAAGUUUGAAGAGGAAAAACCUAUUAAACAAGAAAUAUUGAUGACCGACAAUCAGUCGAUGGAAAUCGACGUGGUGGGCGAGGCGCAAGAAAUUGAUCCUGACGACGAUAUGGCGGGGUUAAUGAGGGAAAUGAACGACUCCGCUAAUUUAAAACCUUCGUUUGCGAAUGAGAGCUUGAAUAGUGAGACCAGCACGGAUACGGCGUUUAGUUUGUCAGCGCAGAUGAGCGAUCGGGAUGAUUUCGUUUCUGUAUGACGAGAUAUUUUUACGUGAUUUUCAAAGUGGACUUAUCUUUACUGUUAUGUCGCUGCGAUUAAUAAAAGUGUCACAGUACUCUCUGUUAUUCAGAAUCACAGUUUUCUAAUUUAACUACCGAGUGUUUGAUUACACACGUGCAACGGACUUCACGUGUAAUGGAACUAUUUAAACUGACUUGUUAAUAUUAUAUUUGUAUAUAAUCGAAGAAAUAGAGCCAAAAGACUAUUAUAAAA
Molecule: messenger RNA, 1874 nt
Organism: Wasmannia auropunctata (little fire ant)
Lineage: Eukaryota; Metazoa; Arthropoda; Insecta; Hymenoptera; Formicidae
Gene: dgt1
Product: KAT8 regulatory NSL complex subunit 2
Exons: 9
Coding region: 211-1638 (475 amino acids)
Cellular component (GO): NSL complex
Source: RefSeq, a predicted model, not a curated record